Haplochromis burtoni (Burton's mouthbrooder) is the source of this 1757-nucleotide messenger RNA. RefSeq names its product hydroperoxide isomerase ALOXE3-like. The transcript is spliced from 13 exons. The coding region runs from base 54 to 1757 and encodes 567 amino acids. Gene Ontology annotation, molecular function: oxidoreductase activity, acting on single donors with incorporation of molecular oxygen, incorporation of two atoms of oxygen; protein binding; iron ion binding. The record is from RefSeq and is a predicted model, not a curated record. Gene Ontology annotation, biological process: lipid oxidation; linoleic acid metabolic process. NCBI's taxonomy places the organism in Eukaryota, Metazoa, Chordata, Actinopteri, Cichliformes, Cichlidae.
CAGAACAGUUAUUCUAAGAAACUUCCUCGUCUCAUUUACAAAGGAUUUGAAAAAUGGUGCAGUAUAAAGUGACCGUAUUCACUGGUGAUCGCCUUAAUUCUACUACUCUCAACAAUGUCUUCAUUAAGCUGGUGGGCACAGAUGGGGAGAGUGAUCGCAAGUGGCUCAUGGGCUUGAAAGGGGCUUCAUCCUUUGUCAGAGGAGCUGUAUCAAAGUUUAAGGUGUCCUGCUCCACUUCCCUUGGAAAUCUUGUGCUGAUAGAGUUAGACAAACAGUCUCUCCCACUGUUCCCAGAAGAUGAUUGGUUUUGUGCCAAGGUGGAAGUGAAAUCCCCUGAAGGAGACAUCUACAGCUUUCCCGUCUACCGCUGGAUUGCUGAUAGCAAGGUGUACCGCUUCAAAGAUGGAAAAGCUCUGAGAGUCUUUGAAGACAACCAUCAUCUUGGCAGGUACAGUCGGCAGCAAGAGAUUCAGCAGCGAGAGGAAGACUAUCGCUGGGAUGCAUAUGCAGAGGGAAUACCUCACUCCUUGAAGGCACAAAACCCAAUUUUUCUGCCAUCGGAGGUUCAGUUCUCCUUCACCAAAACUACAGAGUUUGUCUACACUGCUUCCACAGGACUGACUGAGCUGAAGCUGAAGGGACUGGAUAACCGUAAGGAGAAGUGGGAUAAUAUUGACAGCAUCAAUCGAGUGUUUUGCUGCAAAAAGACUGAAAUAUCAGAAUAUGUUCAGGAACACUGGAAAGAAGAUGCUUUCUUUGGCUACCAGUUUCUAAAUGGUGUCAACCCCAUUUUGAUCCAGUGUUGUACAACCCUGCCCAGUAACUUCCCUCUCACUGAUGACAUGGUCUUUCCCCGCAGUCGUUGCAACCUUGCAGAUGAAAUGAAGAAAGGGAACAUAUUCCUGUGUGACUACAAGCUUCUGGAUGGAGUAAAAGCAAACACCAUCAAUGGGAAGAAGCAGUACUUGAUGGCUCCUCUCGUCCUGCUCCACAAAGCUCCUGAUAAUAAACUAAUGCCGAUUGCUAUUCAGCUGAAGCAGACUCCAUCAGAUGACAAUCCGAUCUUUCUUCCUACUGAUUCUGAGUACGACUGGUUGAUCGCCAAGAUUUUUGUAAGAAGUGCAGAUUUCAAUGAGCAUCAGCUCAAUGUUCACCUUCUGCGCACGCACUUGCUGGCUGAGGUUUUUGCAGUGUCACUGCUGCGCAACGUGCCCAUGGUGCAUCCUCUGUACAAGCUCCUCAAACUUCACACACGCUACACUCUGCAGAUCAACUUCUUAGCUCGACGCCUUCUCAUUUCUGAGAUUGGCGCUUUCACUCAGUUUGCAUCAUCAGGUGGAGAGGGCAUGUUUACAAUCCUGAAGAGGUCAGUGUCCUCAAUGACCUACAGCUCCCUCUGUAUGCCAGAUGACAUUGCUGAACGUGGCCUAGAAGCUGUGCCAAACUUCUACUACAGGGAUGAUGGCCUAAAGGUUUGGGAUAUCAUCCACAGGUUUGUGCAGGGAAUGCUCGGCUACUACUACAAGAGUGACAGUGAAGUCCAGCAGGACUCUGAACUUCAGAAGUGGAUUUUGGACAUUUUUGAACAUGGUUUCUUUUCUCAAGCAGAAACAGGAAUUCCUCAGACAUUUACUUGUGUGACUGAGUUGGUCAAGUUUGUCACCAUGGUGAUCUUCACUUGCUCAGCCCAGCAUGCAGCCGUGAACUCUGGACAGGUGAGUCCUUGUAUAAACAGUUUCACUUUUUUUUUUUUUUAA